Paramuricea clavata is the source of this 513-nucleotide messenger RNA. NCBI's taxonomy places the organism in Eukaryota, Metazoa, Cnidaria, Anthozoa, Malacalcyonacea, Plexauridae. The record is from the annotation of a GenBank genome assembly.
AUGGAAAACAUUCUGAAUAGUUUACAACAAGCGUCAAACGAGAGGAUAAGCUGGUAUGAAGAGACGAGGAAAUCACUCCGAGCAGGCAAGAAGUAUCUCAAAACCGACUUCCGGGUGCAUUGCAAGGAGACUGAAAGCCCAUGCCCUGACCAUUGCCGGAAGUAUGCGCUUAGUGAUUCGGAAAAUAAGGAAUUUCAGGAACUGUGCAGCCACAAGCACACCCUUGUGUGUGAUCAGUGCGAAAGACUCACACAAGUUUUGAUUGACAUAGAACAUGCUAUCAAAACUUGUCAGGGGUUUUAUGGGAAUGAUCUGAAAGACGAUAUCUUGCAUGAUUUUGGACUUGCUAAAAAUGCCAUUUUAGCAUGGAAAGCUCAUAUUUUGCGAUCUGAGAAUCAGGAAUGUGGAAAACAAGCAGUGUUGGAGAAGUUAGAUGAUAGUUCUGUUCUUAUCGUUAUGGACUGGGCAAUGAAGUUUUUGCAGCUGCGUUACAGAGAGAAACAAUCCGAUUGA